Messenger RNA from Musca vetustissima, 1551 nucleotides. Its product is annotated as cytochrome P450 6d1-like. Bases 1 to 1551 code for a protein of 516 amino acids. The transcript is spliced from 5 exons. The record is from RefSeq and is a predicted model, not a curated record. NCBI's taxonomy places the organism in Eukaryota, Metazoa, Arthropoda, Insecta, Diptera, Muscidae. Gene Ontology annotation, molecular function: heme binding; oxidoreductase activity, acting on paired donors, with incorporation or reduction of molecular oxygen; iron ion binding.
AUGUUAACACUACUUCUACUAAUUGUCCUAACGUCCCUGUAUAUUUUCGCAAAACGCCAUUAUAGCAAAUGGGAACGUUUGGGCUUUGAGUCGGAUAAGGCCGCCAUACCGUUGGGCUCAAUGGCAAAGGUGUUCCACAAGGAACGUUCAUUCGGUUUAGUUUUAUCCGAUAUCUAUUACAAAUGCCAUGAGAAGGUAGUGGGUAUUUAUUUAUUCUUCCGUCCCGCGCUCUUGAUUCGUGAUGCCGAAUUGGCGAGACAAAUUUUAACCUCAGAUUUUAAUAGCUUUCAUGAUCGUGGUUUUUAUGUGGACGAGAAACACGAUCCAAUGUCCGCAAAUUUAUUCACCAUGGAGGGUCAGUCAUGGCGUUCGUUAAGAAUGAAAUUGACACCCUCUUUUUCGUCGGGUAAAUUGAAGGGUAUGUUUGAUACGGUCGAUGAUGUGGCAGAUAAAUUAAUAAGCCAUCUAGCAGAAAAGUUGGAGGAUGGUAAAUCGCAUACCUUGGAAAUUAAGAGUAUUUUAACAACAUAUGCCAUUGACAUCAUUGGUUCGGUUAUAUUUGGCCUGGAAAUCGAUAGCUUUAGCCAGCCGAACAAUGAAUUCCGUGUGCUAAGUGAUCGUUUGUUUAAUAAUCCCAAACCAAGUAUGCUGGAGGGAUUGAGGAACUUAACGAAUUUUAUGUGUCCACCAAUUGCCAAAAUAUUAUCGCGGCUUGGUGCCAAGGAUCCCGUCACCUAUCGCCUGCGUGACAUUGUCAAACGCACCAUAGAAUUUCGUGAAGAAAAGGGUGUGGUUCGCAAAGAUCUGCUACAAUUAUUUAUUCAGUUACGAAAUACAGGGAAAAUUUCCGAUGACAGUGAUAAGGUAUGGAAAAAAAUCGAAUCGACUGCGGAAAAUCUAAAAGCCAUGUCCAUAGAUAUGAUUGCUUCCAAUGCAUUCCUAUUCUAUGUAGCUGGAUCGGAGACAACAUCAGCCACCAUUUCGUUUACCAUCUACGAAUUGGCCAUGUAUCCGGAAAUAUUGAAAAAGGCACAAAACGAAGUUGAUGAAGUUUUGCGAAAACACAAUCUCAAGCCGGAGGGACGUUUGACCUAUGAGGCUAUACAGGAUUUGAAAUAUUUGGAUUUGUGUGUGAUGGAAACCACCCGCAAAUAUCCUGGCCUACCAUUUCUGAAUCGCCAUUGUACCCAGACUUUUAAAAUACCCGAUUCAAAAUUAACCAUUGAAAAUGGUACAAGUAUAAUAAUACCCAUAUUUGGUAUACACCGGGAUGCGAAAUAUUUCCCCAAUCCCACGGACUAUAGGCCGGAACGUUUUGCUGAGGAUAGCAAAGAUUAUAAUCCGGUGGCCUAUAUGCCAUUUGGUGAGGGACCACGUCAUUGUAUUGCUCAGCGUAUGGGUGUGAUGAAUUCAAAGAUUGCCUUGGCCAAAAUCUUAGCCAAUUUCUAUAUUCAGCCAAUGCCACGUAAAGAAGUGGAGUUUAAAUUCCAUACUGCUCCGGUCUUGGUGCCGGUGAAUGGUCUCAAUGUGGGCCUCUCGAAGAGGUGGUAA